AUGUGUUCUAUAAAGGCGUACAACUGUACAAAUUUUAUUUUAGUAAUUGUUUUUGCAUUGCUAAAUAUAAAGCCAGUUUUACCUGGAGCAAAUGAUUUGCAUUUUCAUGAUGGGUCGUCGUCGGCUGAUGUCAUAGCCGGAGAUAUAUUUUUUGAGAUACUAGAUCCGCAAGAAUUGCGUUAUUCAUAUAGAAUACGACCUGCCAAAGAUUUUGGUGCAACUUUUAAUGGCAGCUUUCACAUGACGAAGGCAAGAUUAGUACCAACUAUACCUAUAAACAGUUGUUCUGAUCUUCACAAUCAAGAAGACAUCUCUGGAAAUAUUGCUUUAGCUGAGAGAGGUGAUUGCUCAUUUGUUUUUAAAACUGCCAAGGCUCAGCAAGCAGGUGCAAGGGCUAUUAUUAUAACAGAGUCUGUUCACAAAUGGGAUGACGCAUUGGAUCAUCUAAUAGAAAUGGUGGAUGAUAAAAUGGACAUAGAUGUCAAUAUACCAGCAGCUUUUCUAUUAGGCCGUAAUGGAGCUACCAUUUUAAGAACACUUAAAAAGUUACAUAUGAAGUAUGCUAUAAUAAACCUGCCAGUUAACAUGACUUAUGUUCCAAUAAAUAAAAUGAACCAACCACCCUGGAUAACAUGGUAA
Molecule: messenger RNA, 639 nt
Organism: Pieris macdunnoughi
Lineage: Eukaryota; Metazoa; Arthropoda; Insecta; Lepidoptera; Pieridae
Source: the annotation of a GenBank genome assembly